AUGAUGGACGAAGACGAAGACGAUUUCUAUGAUCCUGCUGAUGCGGUACCCGUGAACCGGACGCAGAAUACUCAUCAAAAUCAAUUAGACGAUACUUCCCAAGAAGUCAAUGAUGGGGAGGAGGAAGAGAUAGAGGUGGAAGAGGACGAGGAUGAUUUCAACAUUAUAACGGAAGCUCCUCCAGAUGCGCCUCCCCCAGAAGUACCGCACCCUCGUCAUGCCAGUCUUCGCGCGGAACCACAACGGCCUUCUUCGGUAGACUCAACAGGAAUAUCAAAGUCCGUCACACCUACAGUAACGCCGAAGAUUGAAGCUGCCACCCCGGUACCCGCCAGCGCAAGACCAGCAGUACCCCAAAAGCCCGGCUCCGCAUAUCCCCCUGUCCACGCGUCGACGAUCGACGUAAAUGCGAACCCAACCCAUCCUGCCACGGGUAAGCCGAUCAUGUCGACAGAUAUGGAUACUGAUUUCCCGUCGGAAGACGACAAACCAUGGAGACGACCGGGCUCUGACGUCUCUGACUAUUUCAACUACGGAUUCGACGAGUUUACCUGGGCAAGCUACGUUCUUAAGCAGCAAGAGCUGCGCAAAGAGGUGGGGGAUCAAAAGAAACAAUUAGAAGACAUGCAAAGCUUCUUGACUAUGGGCCUACCUCCUAUGCCGGGAGCUCCUCCAGGCGCGGGGGCACCUCCAGGCAGUGCGCCACCACCUAUGCCAGGCAUGCCCGGUAUACCAGACAUGUCUCCCGAUAUGAUGCAGGGCAUGCUGGCGAGCAUGAUGUCGCAAGGUCUUGACCCGUCAUCAAUGGACCCCAUGGUCAGCCUGGAUUCGGUGGCCAAGGCCAAGGGCCCGGGUUUGGAGGGCAAGGUGGUGGCCAGCCUCACAUGGGCUAUGGAGGCUACGAUCAAAGAGGCGGAUUUGGGGGCAGGGGACGAGGAAGAAGAUGGUAGAGUGCGAGGUUGA
Molecule: messenger RNA, 963 nt
Organism: Aspergillus clavatus NRRL 1
Lineage: Eukaryota; Fungi; Ascomycota; Eurotiomycetes; Eurotiales; Aspergillaceae
Gene: fip1
Product: cleavage polyadenylation factor subunit FIP1
Exons: 4
Coding region: 1-963 (320 amino acids)
Cellular component (GO): mRNA cleavage and polyadenylation specificity factor complex
Molecular function (GO): RNA binding
Source: RefSeq, a predicted model, not a curated record